Messenger RNA from Diaporthe amygdali, 1680 nucleotides. RefSeq lists its product as uncharacterized. Lineage: Eukaryota; Fungi; Ascomycota; Sordariomycetes; Diaporthales; Diaporthaceae. The record is from RefSeq and is a predicted model, not a curated record. The transcript has 4 exons. The coding region runs from base 1 to 1680 and encodes 559 amino acids.
AUGAGGUCUCUGCACCUGAUUCUGGGCCUUAUCAGCCUGCUAAGCAUGAUGGUGCUGGCUUCCUCAAACGUUCUCGACAAUACUAUCCGCAACGCUUCUGUCGCUCUCGGCCCUGCCAACACACAACAGUUUCCCAAGCCCGUCGCCCGGAUUGAUUAUCCGCCUGGACCGGAGCCAAACUACCUGGAUUACAACUUUCGAAACCCCAAUUUUUGCAUUCCACUCUUUGUUCUCUGUCCUCGUGAUGGCAACGUUCUACAAGAUCGAGCGGCGGGCUGGCCUGGCGGAAGACAGGACCCAGAUUUUGGAGGCCACGCCGAAGAAUACAUGUUCUCUACUCAAGAAAUCUGGACUGCUUUUAGAGACGGAUGGCGACACCUUAUGAACGCCGCCAACGCAGGAGGAUACACUCAAGAUAAUAUGCCUGCUUUUAGGGACGCCAACCAAGAUUUCGUCAAUUAUGCACAAGCUCAUUGGCCAAUGUGGCAGCCUGGAGCACGAUUCCCUCAGCAGAUUCCACCCGAUGUUUGGAAUGACAACUUCGACCCGGCAGGAUGGCGAGUUGAGCCUGACUGGGAUAACAUUCGCAUCUUCACUUACCCUCUUACCUUUCACGGUCGUUUCGAUGGCGGUGAUUCUGCCCCCCAGGGCCAGAACAUGCGAGUGGUUGCACCAGGCGAGUAUCGGGUGGUUUUCACCAACACUGGCCUCUACCUUGGCGUUGUGAGGCUGCGACCCGGCGUCCCAAACACGGGUCAGGUCCUCGACCGCAACACACCUCGCGCAGCUCUUCGAUUCAGCUGGAUGGCCCCCGUCAAUGCGGAUCAAACACCCGAUGCAUCACAAGGUGAGGACGGCCGAUGGAACUACCCCGGCGUUCCUAUCUGGCCUUCUCAGACACCACAGAACUUCCUGCCGCCGUUCAAUGUGAUUCUCGCAUCUGUUGCACUGGUCCAAUUCAACCGAUUUUUAGGAGGUGGAAGCAGACCACCUCCCGCUUCCCAAGAAGUAGCUGAUGCACCUCUCAUACUUCCGCCGCAGCAGCUGGACAACGGCACCUUGUACAUCCCCAGCACGAACGAGGCCUCUCCCGAGAGCGCCGCAGCUAAUGACCAAGGCGUCCACUACCCCGACUGGAAUACCAGCAGUGGUAACGUAACCGGCCCGCUGCCUGGAGUAGAACGCGAUACGGACAACUGCGAGGCUGCUAACGCUAGAGUCAACCGAACCUACCAAGUCUCAUGCGAGUCGAAUUGGAACCAGGGAAGCAGUUUUCUCGACUAUCACAUUGCAGUCACGGGCACCGGCCAGGGCGGGUAUCAUGCAAAGGGGUGGUGCAAGGGGAUCGCCGAUAACAUGAAGCGCUAUUGUGGAGGCAACUACAACCGCUGGGGCGAUUACAACUGUAAUGUUAACAACGCCUCCAUGUGGACCUUCUUCACGGACACGUCAGUCCGAGGAGACUAUCUGAACUACGUUCAAGGCAUCGAGAUGUCGUUCACUUUACAGUGGCCUUGGGCCGAGUCCGACGCCGAUCACGAGUGUAUAGCCAAGGCGAUCCAGAGAGGUAGCUGUGUCACCCGUGGAAUGAUGCCCAUCUACCCAGUGGCCUGCAGGAACAAGAAGUGGUUUGACUUGACGUUGUCUGAGUGGGACUGGAGCAACCUGGGUCAGGCCUAA